AUGGCCAAUGAAAACGAACGAUUCUUUAUUACCUGUCACUAUGAGUUUUGCAAAGAAAGGCCUCAAUUUUUAUGUGACUGCAAGUCAGGAGGAAUUCUCUUAUGCCAAAAACAUCUCACUGAGCAUAGAACCGCUGACAAUGCGAAUAUCCACAACCCUGAAUCUUUAUAUAAUGAUCCUAAUGCUGCGACAAAAGAUUUGCUUAUUCAACUUUUGGAUAACAAAAUUCUUCAUUUUUGUGAGAUGAAGAAAAACCAGCUUGAAAAAAGUAAAGCAGCAUUAUCAGAAAUUAUUAAGGAUCAGAAUAUUUAUGUCCAAGAAUGUGACGAAAAGAUUCUGAAAUUGCUUCAAACGAAAGAAAAAAUAUGCAGCACUCGAAAAAUUUCAAAAAUAUAUCAAUCGAGAAUUGAAAAAUUCUUGUCAGCUUCUCCUGAUAGCUCAUUUAAUGAUAUUCAAAAAUGGUAUGAUGCUGAAUUCUCUAAUAAUGCUGCUGAAAGCAGUCAUAGCAGAAACCAAUUUUCAAUUAUUAUUAAGAAAGGCAAAGAAGAGCUUGCAAGCCAAACUUAUCAAAAUAUUUUUGAUAUAGAAAAAUUUGUAACCCCACAAUUAUUGAAUUUGCUUUACUGUAAAAUCCUAAUUUCAGACAUACCUAAAUUCAAAGAUGUUAAAUUUUUAGAAAAUUCUUACUAUAACAGAGAUCUGAUAUCAAGUAAGUAUGAAAUGUCUUCUUUUCUGAAAGAAUUUCUGACUGAUGAAGCAAAAGAAAUUCUAUUUUAUAUAUUAAAUUUAUCAAAGAGCCAUAAAAGCGUCGCAACAGCAGCAAGCAACUCAAUUACAAUUUUAAAUUGGUCGGGAUUCUCAUUUUUAGACCUCGAUCUCAGAGGAAUUAAUAUUCCAUUUGCAGACCUCAGCAAUGUGUCACUCAUAAAUAUUGACUUUGAAGGAAGUGACCUACAGUGAGUUGAUUUCUCAAGAACAAGCUGCUACUGGGCAAACUUCAAAAACUGUGCUCUUGAUAAUGCAAAGUUUAGCCUACGCGCGAAACUCAUCAGAGAUUUUAUUUAUCGGAGUAGAGAUUGUGCAACCAGCUUACAGUUUUCUCCUGAUGAGAAAAAUUUGUGUUACAUUGGCCAGCGGUUGAGGCCCACUAUUUGUGGUCUGGAUGAAGAAAGAUAUACUACAUUACCGCAUGGAAAUGUCUAUACAGUCUGCUUCGCUCCUAAUGGAGAGUAUAUUGCUCGGGCCUUAUAUUGGCUUAGGCUUUCCCGAUAGCUCAAUGGAAAAGGAGAAUAACUAUGCCGAUUUAAUCAGCUUUCCAAAUGGCAGAUACCCUGCAUCUCAUGGAAAAAAAAAAAUAUUGAGGACUAGACUUUGCUAGUAAAAGGAGUAAGCCAACUGCCUUACUUUUAUUGAAAUCCUUGGAAAGCCUAAGUCAUUAUCAUGCUGAGGCUAUAUUGCAUAUGGAGUGCUGAUAAAGUUGUAUAUGUAUGGGAAAUUUCAACUGAAGAGAUUGAAUUUUCGCUAA
Messenger RNA from Blepharisma stoltei, 1525 nucleotides. The record is from the annotation of a GenBank genome assembly. Lineage: Eukaryota; Ciliophora; Heterotrichea; Heterotrichida; Blepharismidae.